Messenger RNA from Dermacentor andersoni, 1488 nucleotides. RefSeq lists its product as uncharacterized. Gene Ontology annotation, molecular function: zinc ion binding; RNA binding; double-stranded DNA binding. Gene Ontology annotation, biological process: activation of innate immune response. The record is from RefSeq and is a predicted model, not a curated record. NCBI's taxonomy places the organism in Eukaryota, Metazoa, Arthropoda, Arachnida, Ixodida, Ixodidae.
AUGCUCUCUGCUGGAAACAGCGUAUCGGCCCCAGGCCGAGGAUCGUCGACCCCGUUUUCGAACGAAGAUGCAAGUUACAAAGUUGUCCUCCCGCGUCUACCAACCGGUAACGACGUUUUGAAUUCUGUCUUCCUUCAUGCGGACUUGAGUGGCAGACCAUACCGUGCUCCUGACUUCCGAGACGCUCUGCUUGAGGUAGUGAAUACUUCAGAUAUUGUAGGUGUCGGACAGUAUCAAAUGAGCCAUGUAUGGAUGGUUACUUGCGCUAGUAGUGCGGCAAAACAAACCCUCGUCGCUUGUGGUGAGCUCCGUGUCAAAGGACUGAAGUGCAUGGUGAUAGAUCCGGAGACUAAAAACAUCAAGCUUAAAUUACUAUGGCUUCCACCUCACCUUGAACCACGACGCGUUGAAGAGGCGUUCCAGAGCUAUGGUCAGGUGAAGUCGGUGGAGAGAGAAGUGUGGAGGUGCACUGGUAUGGAACAGUGGGUGACAACAAACCGGGAGGUUUCCUUGGUGCUCAAGGACACUAUCACCGUAAGCUCAAUACCGCACAUUAUGUCCAUUUAUGGACACCAGUGCCUCGUACUUAUCCCCGGUAGGCCUCCGCUGUGCCUUCGUUGCAAGCGUGUGGGACACGUUCGUCGACAAUGCAGAACACCGAGAUGCUUACAGUGCCGCCGAUUUGGUCACUCAGCGGACGCCUGCGUGUCCACAUACGCCAAUAAGCUUCGUUCUGGGCAAUAUAACGCAGACGAGCCACAACUGGACCAUCUCAUGGAUUCUACAGAGGUAGUAGAUGCCACCGGAGAGACUACAGGUGGCAUUAGGGACGAAGACCAGGAGUCCUUGAAGCCAACGCCAAGCAGUCACAACAGCCCAAGUAAUACUAGCGAGGCUACAGGCGAGGAUGGCUCACCGAGCUGUACGGACGUGUGGAUCAUGGGCUCCGAAGGAGCGGCUUUUGCGGCCACCGGCCGCGGUAACAGGCUUAUGGACGAUGACGAGGAAGCGAGCUACCAGUUUAUUUUGCCACCACUGCCCAAGGGACCUGUCGUGAAAAACACCGUGUUCUUGCAUGGCGACGUGCGAGCGAGGCCCUAUAGGGUCGAAGACUUCCGAGAUGCACUCAUCCCGACUGGACUGCUGCAGGAGGUCAUGGCCCUUGGAGCCUACCAGAUCAAUCACGUAUGGGCAGUCACCUUCUCGAGUGACGAGGCAACGAAAAGGAUGCUGGCGUUGAAAGAGCUCAACGUGAAGGGGCGUCGUUGCGUUAUCGUCGACCCUCAAGACCAACAGAGGCCGCUAGACGCUACCGAUGGGAAAACAGCUGCAAAGAACCAUGCCGACGGGCCACCUGCAAAGACAACUUUGGCGAGAAGGAGCAGCUUCAAGCCCUCUCCAAACAUUCAUCGGGACAGGAAAGCCGGCGACAAGCCACAGCCGUCCGCGGACCACACCAGACCACCGGACGGUCCCGGAGGCGUCUAG